Messenger RNA from Cyphellophora attinorum, 315 nucleotides. RefSeq lists its product as uncharacterized. Bases 1 to 315 code for a protein of 104 amino acids. Lineage: Eukaryota; Fungi; Ascomycota; Eurotiomycetes; Chaetothyriales; Cyphellophoraceae. The record is from RefSeq and is a predicted model, not a curated record. The transcript has 2 exons.
AUGGCUGCCUCAGUCCUAGUCCUCGUGCGUCCCAAAGCAAGCAAGCUCGAAGAGACCUGGAAACUCGUCCAGUGGGUGUCGGAGCAAGUCCAGAAGCACGAGCCGGAAGUGUCUGCAUACCGAUACUGGCGGACUGGUCAGGGCGACGGCACGGAAUAUGUCAUUUACUUCGAAACCGCGAGUGAGGACAUCCUGAGAGACCGCUGGAGUAAGGAUCAUCAUCAAGAGGUGAAGCGCCAGGUUGAGCAAGGAGAUCUGCUCAAAGAGCCGUUCCGAUACAGGAUCUUGAGGAGCGAGGGUGGCUGGCGUCGCUGA